AUGUACCAUGCUCACCCUGCCCUCCAAAAUAAACCAUACAAUGUCCACACUGCAGGUAUGUAAACAGCCAUGAAAGGGCGUGAAACAGAUGCCAUAAAAGCUCAGUAUACAAUUUGAUAAAAGGUAAUAAAGAAAUAAAGAUGUAGGUCUAGGUCACAACUGAUAACAUAUGUAUACUCCUCGUAUCACGUACAUUAAGGUUUAUCAGAAAAUAAUUGAUUCAUUUUGGUGGGCAACAUAUCCAGUAAGAACAGGUUUGAGUCGCAUGUAACUAAUCAAAAUGUCUGAAGAACACAAGGGACCUGCCUUAACGUCCGACUCCAAACAGGACCUGGGCAUUUCUGAAUCCAAAGGGAAAGCAUACGCUCACACCUUCUCCAAGAAACGCAUCAUCAAGAACCUGAUCAUUGUCAGCUUUGCCUUCAUGUUCUUGUUCACAGCUUUCCAGGCCUUGGGUGCCCUCCAGAGCAGCUUGAAUAAGGAGGAAGGCCUUGGGGUGUAUGGGCUGGCCAUCAUUUAUGGUGCCCUGAUAGUCUCUUGUUUGUUCUUACCCACUCCCCUCAUUGCACUACUGGGCUGCAAGUGGACUAUCGUUGUAUCUAUGUGCUGCUAUGUCUUAUACAUUGUUGCCAACUUCUAUGCUAUCUGGGGAACCAUUGCACCUUCCUCAGUGAUUUUGGGAUUUGGGGCGGCACCUUUGUGGUCAGCAAAGUGUACCUACCUCACCGAGACAGCCAUUCAUUAUGGAAAGCUAACAGGAGAAUCAAAAGAUGCUGCUGUGAAUAAGUUUUUUGGCAUAUUCUUUGCAUUUUUUCAAACCAGUUCAGUGUGGGGCAAUCUGAUAUCAUCUUUGGUCUUUAGCCAAAAGCGUGAUAAUGAAACUGAAAUCCCUGAGGAGCUUCUUGCUAAAUGUGGUGCUGCAUAUUGCACAGGGGAUGAAACAAUUGGCAACUUGACCAACGUAGGACUGGAGAAACCACCAUAUGAAAGAAUUUUGAUGCUGGUUGGAAUCUAUGCCGCUUGUGGUGUUAUUGCCAUUGCUAUUGUCAUCUUUUUACUGGAUAAACUUGCGCUGGAGUCCAAAACUUCUGAGGGAUCCAGGAAGUUUUCUUUUGACCUUUUCAUCGCCACCUUUAAACACAUGAGAAGGCCAGAGCAGAUUUUGCUUAUUCCUCUUACCAUGUACAGUGGCUUUGAACAAGGCUUUCUAAGUGGGGAUUUUACAAAGUCCUAUGUCAGCUGCACUGUGGGUAUCUGGAAUGUGGGCUAUGUUAUGAUUUGUUAUGGAGUGGUGGAUGCUAUCUGUUCUUUUACCUUUGGACGACUGGUCAAAUACUUGGGCAGAAUACCCUUCUUUGUCUUUGGUGCCCUAUUACACUUUGGCUUACAACUGACCUUCUUGCUGUGGAAGCCCACUCCAGACCAUUUUGUGGUGUACUUUGUGCUGGCAGGCUUGUGGGGGAUGGGGGACGCCAUAUGGCAGACACAGAUCAAUGCUUUAUAUGGUGUGGUGUUCCAAGACAACACUGAGCCAGCAUUUUCCAACUACCGUCUCUGGGAAUCCUUAGCAUUUGUCUUGGCUUAUGUCUUCAGCUUCCAGCUCUGCGUCAACAUCAAGAUUUACAUCCUGAUUGGUGUGCUGGGGCUAGGCAUGAUGGGAUACUUGGCAGUGGAAAUAAUACAGCGAAGACAGGGGCAUAAUUCAGGAACAAUUACCAAAGACUGAUGAAGCAGUUAUGUCUUAUAUGUAAUAUAUAUAGAGAGAGACAUUUUAAAAAAAGAUGAAAUAUUGGGGUAUCAAAUGUAAAUUACGUUUUUUUUUUAUGAAGUUUGUCAGUAAUCACAGAUAAUUUUUGUAACCAGAGAAAAUUUUAUUUCAUACAUCUAUAAAGCUUUCUGACAUCAUUGUUUUAGGAUUUAAUUUCUUUCAUACAGAUCCAGCAUUAUUUUUGAGUCAUUUAAAGAAUCUACAGUUGGAAAGUUAGCCUAUAUACUUGUAGCAAGUUAUAUGUUUAUAUUUAUAUAAUAUACUUUUCUGCAUAAGGUAAUCAUAAUAUGGUUAUUACUCACAUAAUUCAAAGAAAUUUAAUUAAAUAUACAUACCAAAAUUGUUUGGAAAUUUCUUCACUUGGGGUCAUGUCAGUACAUGUAUAUUUUGCAGAAGUAAAGAAAGAUUAAUUGUGGUAUAUGCACUAGUAUAAGCCGAAUGUCAGCAUAUAGUUACCAUAUGCUGCAUCUUCCCACAAAUAAUAAUUUGUUCAGUACAUGUAGGUCUUGUACACUUCAUAAAAUAAGAUUUGGAUGCAAGCUUUUUUAUAUACCAUUAGCAAUAAAAUUUUUACUGAAAAAUA
Molecule: messenger RNA, 2351 nt
Organism: Lingula anatina
Lineage: Eukaryota; Metazoa; Brachiopoda; Lingulata; Lingulida; Lingulidae
Product: N-acetylglucosamine transporter UNC93A
Source: RefSeq, a predicted model, not a curated record